AUGGCUACGCCUGGUUACAGACUCGGCGUUGAUGUUGGAGGAACCUUCACCGACGUCUGCGUCAUUACCCCGAACGGCGAAGCGGUACGCACAAAAGUGCCGACCAACACGACAGAUCAGUCUAUUGGUGUGCAAGACGGAGUGCAACAGGCACGCAAAAUCCUGAAGGAGAAGUACAACUGGGACGGCAGGUUUGAGUACAUACACCAUGGCACAACCACAGGUACCAAUGCGGUGCUUGAAGGCAAAGGCGCCAAAUGCGGUCUCAUCGUCACCAAGGGUCACAAGGACAUACUAUCCACACGGCGAAGCCAGAUACCAGGCGGAUUAGGCUCAUGGAUGCACUACGAACAGCCCGAUCCUCUCGUGCCUCUCGAGAGGACUGUAGAAGUCAAAGAGCGUAUCAAGAUUGACGGUGAAGUCUUCUACGAGUUGGAUGAGGAUGAAUUACGAAAGGACUUGCAAGAUCUGAAGAGACAACAGCCACAAGCAAUCGCCGUAUCGCUGAUCAAUUCCUUCGCGAACAGCGCCCAUGAAGAACGCAUCAGGGCCAUAUUGAGCAGCGAGUUUGGGCCAGAUGUCGAGAUCGUCACUUCUACAGAUGUACUGCCAGAGAUCCAAGAGUACGAGCGUACCGUUACGACAGCCGCCAACGCCAUCGUCAAACCGGUGGUAAAGAGUUAUAUGCAGAACCUACAAAAGAAGCUCGAGAAAGACACAGACACGAUCCGCAUCUUGAAAUCCGAUGGUGACCUGACUUCAACCCAACUUGCUGGCGAGACACCGGUGCGCAUCCUCAUGAGUGGGCCAGCUGGUGGCGUCAAGGCUGUUUCUCAUCUCGUCGCGAAGAGCACGCCCUACAAGAACCUCAUUACAUUCGACAUGGGCGGAACUUCCACUGACUGCGCUCUACUUCCGGGAAGCGAUGCCAUCAUCCGACGAGAGACCGCGAUCGGUCACCUGUCAGUUCGAGCACCCAGCGUAGAUGUUAAUACUGUAGGAGCCGGCGGUGGCUCUAUCGCAAUCUUCAAUGACUUCACGAAGACUCUACGUGUUGGACCCGAGUCUAGCGGCGCUACACCUGGUCCUGCAGCUUACGGAAAAGGUGGUACCCAAGCGACUGUGACCGACGCAAACUUGGCGUUAGGUCGCCUUCCAUCGAAACUGCUCGGUGGAAAGUUCCAAUUGGAUGUCGCCGCAUCUACAGCUGCAGUCGAAUCGAUCGCUAAGCAAAUGGAUCUUGAUACAGCUUCCGCAGCUGAGGGCAUUAUCGACCUGGUAAACGAAUCCAUGCACGGUGCUCUGCGGCUGGUAUCUGUCGAGCAAGGCUACGAUCCACGCGACUUUGCAUUGGUCGCUCUCGGUGGUGCGGGUCCACUUCAUGGCAAUGCCCUUGGUCAACUUCUUGGUUCCUGGCCUGUUAUCGUCCCUCCUUCUCCCGGUGUGCUAUGUGCUCAAGGUGAUGCUAUCACGAAGAUGUCGCAUGAGCAGAGUUGCACAUACAUUCGCGCAUUCUCCGAGAUAACCGAGGAAGAACUCAAGGAAAUAUUACUCGAUCUCAAGGCCGGCGGUGUGAAGACAAUGAAGACUUCGCUUGCAGACGAGAACGCUUCUCUCCAUGUCGUAUACCAAGCAGAUAUGCGCUACAAGGGUCAGGCUAUGACGCUCACUGUUGAUCUGAGUUCUGAUGAGUUUGACAACUCAGAUAAGCUUGUGGAUAUCUUCCGUUCCAAAUUCAACGAGGCCCACCAACAUCAGUUUGGUUUUUCACACGCGAAUGCUGAGAUGGAGACAAUGCGCUUGCGUGCAAAAGUCAUUGACGCUUCCGAAGAGGUUGCUUUCAAGCCUCUGGAGGAUGCCAGUACUUCUGAACCUUGCGAAGAUGCCAUCACAGCUAAGCAGGUCAUUGUCUGGGAUGGGAAGAAAGUCGAGGCAACUUUCUGGGAUCGGUCCAAGAUCGGGGGAGCUGGCAAAAUCAUACCUGGCCCAGCGGUUGUUACUGAGAUGGACUCGAACACUCUCAUUCUUCCUGGAUUUUACGGAAAGAUCGACUCCAUGGGUAACAUACUCAUCUGGCCUACCGAGAAGAAGGACCAUGGAAAGGACGUGCACAGCAAAGAGACAGCUCAAGCACUGAUCAAAGAGCAGCCAAUCAUCGCUACGCUCAUUGCCUCUGCACUGGGAUCUAUCAGACGAGAGAUGGAUGCUCUUCUACUUCGUUGCGCCAUGAGCCCAGCAAUCCGAGAACAGCAAGAUGAGUUCAACGUUAUCACCAACACACGUGGCCAGAUGCUAGUCGGUCAGUUUGGGUCUUUCAUACAGCAGUUUCUCGACGGCUGGAACGGCACAAUCGAAGAAGGCGAUGUGUUUGUCACGAACGAUGUAUACCAGACUGAUGGCGCCGUAUCGCAUCUCAACGACGUCAUCGUAAUACUUCCUAUUUACUACGAGCACAGCCUCAUAGGAUGGGCCGCAAAUUUCGGUCACAUAACCGAUGUGCAAGGAAAAGUACCAGGCUCCAUGAGUAUCAACGCAAGCACCAUAUUCGAGGACGGGGUUCAGAUACCUAUUGUCAAGCUCUACACGAAAGGCGUGUACAACGAGACUCUUGCGACCGUACUAUUCCGUAAUUCCCGUGCACCAGACUGGUUUCAAAGUGACCUCAUGGCGCUCGUUACCGCUUGCCGCACAGCUGCUACGCGUGUCACCGAACUAUGUGGGCGCUACAGUCUGGAGGUAUACGAGGCAGCUGCGGACUACCUACUGGAGCAGAACAAGCUUGCCAUCAGCAGGAUCAUCAAUGAUAAGAUCAGCGAUGAGGUGUCAAGCUUCACCGAUUUCAUCGACGAUGAUGGUCAAGGAGUUGGUCCGUAUGCCAUCACUUGUUCCAUGAAGAAGGAGAACGGGAAGCUUAUUUUCGAUUGGGAUGGCACGUCACCGCAGUCAAACAGCUCGAUGAACUUUUAUCUGUCUAUCACGUUGUUCAAGAUGUUCAUCGGUUAUCAUUUGCUCGCUAUCUACGAUCCGUAUGCUGUGGUGAACGAUGGAUUCCAUGAGUUGCUAGACAUCAAGAUCCCGGCUGGUACCAUCCUCCGUCCCGUGCGUCCAGCAGCCGUCAGUUGCCGCACUCAUCUCCUCGGUCGCAUCAUGGACGUUUUGCAAGCACUCUUCGGACAACAGAACCCCGCCUACCGUUGCGCAGCAGGUUUCUCCGACUCACCCCACCUCUUCUACUCCGGGUUCAAGCCCGACGGAGAGUUCUACUUGCUCUACCAAAUCGGUUUCGGUGGCGUGCCUGCGCGACCAAUCGGUGAUGGGCCGGACUGCCACUGUCUCUUCCCAGCUAUCAAGUCCAUCCCAGCUGAAAACAUCGAGCUCUACUAUCCCGUCAUCAUCGAAGCCAACGAGGCAUUGCCAGAUUCUGGUGGCGCUGGUUUCUACCGUGGUGGUAAUGCACAGAGAACUUUGUACAGAUGGCUAUGCGAAGGCGACGUCAGCACGCACGACGACCGAUGGUUGACCAAGGCCUGGGGAGUCAACGGCGGAAAGCCUGGAAGCAGGUCGAGAAAGAUUGUCUACCGAAACAACAGCUAUGGUACACCAGCCGAGAAGGAAAACAUGGAGUUCUGUCAAUCGAAGCAGGAUUUCAUACAUGUCUACCCAGGCGACGUACUAGAAUGGAUAACCUGGGGUGGCGGCGGCCUCGGAGACCCUUUGACCCGCCCACCCGAACGCGUAGCACAAGAAGUCCACCGCCGUCUCGUCACCCCCGAAGGUGCCGCAGAGAACUACGGUGUCGUCGUCGACCCGCACAACUUCACGUUCGAUAAAUUCGCUACAUCUACUCUCCGCAGUAAAAAACGCGAGGCGCGUGCCAAAGAGGGCGUCUAUAGCACCGACAAUACGAUUGACCGCGGUGGCACUCUGAGCGAGCUGAUGCGCAAGUGUGAGGAGGAGACGGGACUCAAGGCACCGGUGCCGCAGUGGGAGAAGAGAAUUUAUGGUCCGCAUGCUGGUUUGGAGUAUGUGAGGGCUUGGUACGAGACUAUGAAGAAGGAGGGGAUGGAGAGGUGGGAUAGGGCUUAG
This is a messenger RNA of Alternaria hordeiaustralica, 4086 nucleotides long. RefSeq lists its product as uncharacterized. Bases 1 to 4086 code for a protein of 1361 amino acids. NCBI's taxonomy places the organism in Eukaryota, Fungi, Ascomycota, Dothideomycetes, Pleosporales, Pleosporaceae. The record is from RefSeq and is a predicted model, not a curated record. Gene Ontology annotation, biological process: glutathione metabolic process. Gene Ontology annotation, cellular component: cytosol. The transcript has 5 exons. Gene Ontology annotation, molecular function: 5-oxoprolinase (ATP-hydrolyzing) activity.